Messenger RNA from Struthio camelus australis, 4712 nucleotides. It is a transcript of the gene KDM3A, whose product is annotated as lysine demethylase 3A. The record is from RefSeq and is a predicted model, not a curated record. NCBI's taxonomy places the organism in Eukaryota, Metazoa, Chordata, Aves, Struthioniformes, Struthionidae. Gene Ontology annotation, cellular component: histone deacetylase complex; chromatin. Gene Ontology annotation, molecular function: histone H3K9 demethylase activity; chromatin DNA binding; transcription coregulator activity. Gene Ontology annotation, biological process: regulation of transcription by RNA polymerase II.
AUGGAGUGUUUUCCACAUCCUCUUCUCCCUCAGACUCCAUUCCAACCCUCGUCUGUCAAAAACACUGCCAGUGUCUAUUACAGCUCAGAGAUUUUCCAAGUAGCAUUGAAAUGGAAGGGACAUACUAAUGCUAGUGAACUGCACUGCCUACGGCAGGACUCCGAGAAUGCACCUGAAUUCCAGGAGAAGUGUGCCAGCAGCUCACAGUCUUGCCAGAACUACCCUGACACCAGUCUAGGCACUGAUAAAGGUGUUGCUGUAGCAACACAGACCUUACCCCUGGCGGAGGAGGACGGCGGCUCGUGGGAGACGGGCCGCGUCUCGGAGUGGCCCUGGAAGUCGGGCAGGAUCCGGGCGGUCUCGCACACGGACAUAUCCAAACCGGACCUGAAGGUUUGUGUAGAAUUUGAUGAUGAGCCGUGGGAGAAGAGAAGAUGGAUAGAGGUUUAUAGCCAUAAAAUGAAAGCAUUCCUGGUAGAGCAAAAACUGGUGCUGGCUGAAAGAAGAUCUCAUGCCAGUGCUAUGUCUCCGGUCCAGUGGCCUGCAAUGACUUACAAAUCCUUAUUGGACAAGGCUGGUUUGGGAUCAAUGGUUUCAGUACGCUAUCUUGGUGAAGAGAGAUGUGUUUUUCUUUCUCAAGACCUUUUGACACCCAUUCAGGAUGUGGAAAGUUCCAGGCUUCCUCUUAUGGAUGAUGAAAAUGUUAAUGAAGAAAUUCAGGCUUUGGUUAAGAAACACCUAGAUGAAACCCGCUUGGUACAAGGUGGCAAAAAUAUCAUUGGUUCAAAAAUCAGAAUUUAUAGUCUGGAUCCAUCUACCCAGUGGUUCACAGCAGUCGUUGUAAACGGUAAUCCGGCUACCAGGACUCUAGAAGUCGACUGUCAGGAGAUUCCAGCUUUAAAAACACUUGAUCCAGAGUUAAUUCAUGUUGAAAUCAUAUACGACAAUAAUGGAAAAUGUGAUAAAUCUAAAAGAAAUGGGGGCACAAAAAGGAAGUCUUCUGAGACAAGUGGAUGUGUUGAUGCUAAACAUACAAAAUCUUCUCCUGAGGUUUCUCCUGGUCAGGGACAUGUGCAGUCAGUACCAACAGUGUUUGGUGAAGCAUUGUUAGGAUGUACUCCUGCUAAUAAAGACCAAAAGCAUCAAGGACUGCCCCUGCCAGCUAACUCUCCUCCCAAUCUUGGUGCAGAAACUCCUCAGGGCACAUGUAGACGAAGCUUACCAGAAACACAUCCUUCUUGUCUUAAUGCUGGAAUUAAACCAUUGAAAGAAGAUCUGACUGCCUUUCCUAAAGUGGAGUUUAGACAUAAAGAACAAACGCAAAAUCCCAAUGAUCAGAAUGCAAUAUCCAGAGUCAGUAGCACUAUGGAACUGCAGAGGACUUUAGAUUGUAGACCCUCAACAUCAGAUGCUCAUCUUACCUCCUUUACUGAAUCUGGAGUUAAAUUGCAAAGCAAUUGCAAUAGUCAGAACAGCCGCAAAGGAAGCAAGAUUGAGGAACAUACAGACACGGAAUUUUCUUUUAGAAGAAAUUCAAAUGAAAUUCUCUUUGAGAGAAAUGAAAACGAAAGCAUUUGGACUGGAAGCACUAAGGCUCAGGAUAAUAUAAUGGUUCGCAAGUCAAUUUUGGCAGAUGCUUCUAAAGUGAAGAAGCUGCAGCAAAGUGGAGAAGCAUUUGUACAGGAUGGUUCCUGCAAUAAUAUCGCACCUCACUUGCAUAAGUGCAGGGAAUGCCGUCUGGACAGUUACCGAAAGAAUAAAGAGCAAAGAGAUUCCACUGUCUUUUGCAGAUUCUUCCACUUUAGGAGGCUGCAGUUUAAUAAACAUGGAUUGCUACGUGAGGAAGGUUUCUUAACUCCAAAUAAGUAUGACCCUGAGGCUAUUAGCUUGUGGCUACCUUUAUCAAAAAACGUUGUGGGUCUAGAUCUAGACACAGCAAAGUAUAUUCUAGCCAACAUUGGAGACCACUUCUGUCAACUGGUGAUAUCUGAAAAGGAAGUUAUGUCUACAAUUGAACCACACAGACAAGUAGCCUGGAAGCGUGCAGUUCGUGGAGUUAGAGAAAUGUGUGAUGUCUGUGACACCACAAUCUUCAACCUUCAUUGGGUCUGUUCUAAGUGUGGCUUUGGCGUAUGUGUGGACUGUUACAGGAUGAAGAAAAAAAGCUUACAUCAAGAUGAUGAAUCAGAUACUUUCUCCUGGUUUAAAUGCGUGAAGGGGCAGGUACAUGAGCCAGAGAAUUUAAUGCCUACACAAAUAAUUCCUGGAAAAGCUCUCUAUGAUGUUGGUGACAUUGUUCACUCUGUAAGAACAAAAUGGGGAAUAAAGGCAAAUUGUCCUUGUGCAAAUAAGCAGUUCAAGGCACUAUCAAAGCCAACUCUAAAGGAGGAUGCCAAACAGACCUUGGUACCUGGAGAGAGGGCCGGCUUUCAACAUAACAAUUUUGUCAUAGGUCCGCAAGUCACUACGCAUGAUCCUGCUGUAAAAUCAGUGAUUGGAAAUAAACAGGCUGCUUCAGUAAAUACUUCUCCUUCAUUAAGUUGGCUAUCAAAUCUAACAAGUGGAAAUGUGAAUAAAGAAAACAAAGAAAAACUCCUCAUCCCCAUUUCAAAGAAUGAAAAUAAACCUCUUCAGACACUCCCUAGUUUAGCCAAGCCUGCUGCGGCCUUGCAGACAUUCAACAGUGCAAUAUUAACACCUGUGAGCAACAAUAACACAGGUUUCUUGCGGAACCUAUUGAACUCUUCUGGAGGAAAGACAGACAAUGGACUCAAGAGUACACCGAAAAUCCUGGAUGACAUUUUUGCUUCCCUGGUGCAAAAUAGAACCAUUACGGAUUUACCUAAGAAACCUCAAGGAUUGACUAUAAAGCCUACUAUAAUGGGUUUUGAUACACCUCACUACUGGUUAUGUGAUAACCGCUUGCUAUGUCUUCAAGAUCCCAACAAUGAAAGUAAUUGGAAUGUCUUCAGGGAAUGCUGGAAGCAGGGACAGCCUGUGAUGGUGUCAGGAGUGCAUCACAAGUUAAAUGCAGAACUCUGGAGACCGGAGUCCUUUAGGAAGGAAUUUGGCCAACAGGAAGUAGAUUUGGUUAACUGCAGGACCAAUGAAAUUAUCACUGGAGCUACUGUAGGGGAUUUCUGGGAUGGAUUUGAAGAUAUUUCAAGCCGCCUGAGAACAGAGGAAGGAGAGCCAAUGGUGCUGAAGCUUAAAGACUGGCCUCCAGGAGAAGACUUCAGAGACAUGAUGCCUUCUCGGUUUGAUGAUUUGAUGAAAAAUAUUCCAUUGCCAGAAUACACUAGAAGAGGUGGCAAGCUCAACCUUGCCUCUCGACUUCCCAGCUAUUUUGUACGACCGGAUUUAGGCCCCAAGAUGUACAAUGCAUAUGGCUUAAUAACACCAGAGGAUAGAAAAUAUGGCACAACGAACCUCCAUUUAGAUGUGUCUGAUGCAGCUAAUGUUAUGGUUUAUGUGGGUAUCCCCAAAGGUCAGGUUGAUCAAGAAGAAGAAGUGCUUAAAACCAUACAAGACGGUGAUUCUGAUGAACUGACGAUUAAGCGCUUUACUGAAAGUCGAGAAAAACCUGGAGCUCUGUGGCACAUUUAUGCUGCUAAAGAUACAGAGAAGAUCCGGGAAUUUCUUAAAAAGGUUGCUGAAGAACAAGGUCAAGAAAAUCCUGUAGAUCACGAUCCUAUUCAUGAUCAAAGUUGGUACUUGGACCGAUCUCUAAGAAAACGUCUUCAUCAAGAGUAUGGAGUUCAAGGCUGGGCUAUUGUACAGUUUCUAGGAGAUGUAGUUUUCAUUCCAGCGGGAGCUCCACAUCAGGUUCAUAACUUGUACAGUUGUAUUAAAGUUGCAGAAGACUUUGUAUCCCCAGAGCAUGUCAAACAUUGCUUCUGGCUCACUCAGGAAUUUAGGUAUCUGUCACAUACGCAUACGAACCAUGAAGAUAAAUUGCAGGUGAAGAAUGUUAUAUACCAUGCUGUUAAAGAUGCAGUUGGGAUACUGAGAGCUAAUGAAUCCAGCCUUAGCAGACCGUAAAGUAGAAAGCCUUAACCACACACUAUGAAACAGAAGCGUUGGCAGCUGUUUUAACUAUUCAGUCAGGACCUCUGUGGACUUUGAGAUUAUAUGAAUGUUACCUCAUCUUCCUUUCAGCAGUACCAGAGGAUUGUGGUACUAUGUUCUGUGUAUUCUUCCAAUGUUUACAAACCUGAUAUGUAUAUGUAGUAAUAUGUAUGGACUGUGGCAUACUGUGAAUGCUCAGUUGCAAUAGAACUUUAUACGGAGUUACUCUCCAAACUGUACAAAAUACCUCCUAUAGAACUGUCGGAAACUAUUCCAAAUUACUCAUUUGAAAAAUAUUAUUCAAGACGUGUUGUAAAGCUCCAAUUUUUUAAAUUUAUUUUGGGGUGUGGGGGGGUAUGAAGUCACUCAAUUUAAUAACCAAUUUACAUAAAAAAUAAACUGAGAAUGCAGUUCUGAAAUUUCACAUUAACAUAGAACUAGCAUUUAAAAGUAGCUUUAAGCUAUUGUAUAGUAACAUAGAGAUGGGAGUUAACCAUCCUUAGGUAAAUGUAUUUAAAUUUCUAAAUGUUUAAAAAAACCUUUUAAUCAAAAAAGUCUUCUGUUUGAAACUGAUCUUUAAUUUGAACUGAUGUUUGAUUCUGUUUUUUAACACUGAAUGGUCUACAUAAAAGUCUUCUAUUUCA